AUGGCUAUUGAAGUUGAUAUAAAAAUACUGGCUAGUAGUGGUGCCACGGUGGCCAGUAGUGGUGCCACACUGGCUAGUAAUGGUGUCAUAUUGGCUAGUAAUGGCACCACAGUGACAAGUAAUGGUGCCACAGUGGCUAGUAAUGGUGCCACAAUGGCUAGUAGUGAUGCCACACUGGCUAGUAAUGGGGCCAUACUGGCUAGUAGUGAUGCCACACUGGCUAGUUAUGGUGCCACACUGGCUAGUAAUGGUGCCACAGUGGCUAGUAGUGGUGCCACAGUGGCUAGUAGCGGUGCCACACUGGCUAGUAGUGGUGCCACACUGGCUAGUAGUGGUGCCACACUGGCUAGUAGUGGUGCCACACUGGCUAGUAACGGUGCCACACCGGCUAGUAACGGUGCCACACUGGCUAGUAACGGUGCAACACUGGCUAGUAACGGUGCCACACUGGCUAGUAACGGUGCCACACUGGCUAGUAGUGGUGCCACACUGGCUAGUAGUGGUGCCACACUGGCUAGUAGUGGUGCCACACUGGCUAGUAGUGGUGCCACACUGGCUAGUAGUGGUGCCACACUGGCUAGUAAUGGUGCCACAGGGCCGGUGCCCGGCCCUGUGGAUGUUCCAGAGGGGGCCCCUGUGGUGUUGCCUCCUGACCUGUCACCUCCUGUGGUGCCACCCACUGGGUUACCCCCAGCUGUGUUGCCGGCCCCCGUGCAGCUGACCCGUUCCAGGGGGUAUGAUUGCCCGUCCGAAGGGUGUCGUCCCGAUUGA
Messenger RNA from Procambarus clarkii (red swamp crayfish), 771 nucleotides. RefSeq names its product mucin-21-like. The record is from RefSeq and is a predicted model, not a curated record. NCBI's taxonomy places the organism in Eukaryota, Metazoa, Arthropoda, Malacostraca, Decapoda, Cambaridae.